Molecule: messenger RNA, 1107 nt
Organism: Nematolebias whitei (Rio pearlfish)
Lineage: Eukaryota; Metazoa; Chordata; Actinopteri; Cyprinodontiformes; Rivulidae
Product: protein NLRC3-like
Exons: 1
Source: RefSeq, a predicted model, not a curated record
GGACAGAGUGAAGAGGUUAAUACCCAACAUGAGGUGAGGCGGCUGGAGACAGCUUCCAGGACCAAGAGCCUCCAGGAGACUCCAAUCAGGUGCCAGGACAUCUUUAAAGCCUUACCUGAGCAACAUGGAUCCAUCAGAGUGGUUCUGACCAAUGGCGUCGCUGGCGUUGGAAAAACCUUCUCGGUGCUGAAGUUCACUCUGGACUGGGCCGAGGGCUUGGAGAACCAAGAUGUGAGCGUGGUGGUUGUGCUUUCGUUCAGGGAGCUGAACUUGAUCAGAGAUGAGCAGUACAGUCUUCUCACACUGCUCCACAUUUUCCAUCCAACAUUACAGAAGCUCCCAGCAGAGAAGCUGGCUGUCUGGAAACUUCUCUUCAUCUUUGACGGCCUGGAUGAAAGCAGACUCCACCUGGAUUUCACCAACAGUCAGCUGCUUUCUGACGUCACACAGAAGUCCUCGCUCAAUGUGCUGCUGACAAACCUCAUCAAGGGGAACCUGCUGCCCUCGGCUCUGGUCUGGAUCACUUCCAGACCUGCAGCAGCCAAUCAGAUCCCUCCUUCAUGUGUGGACAGGCUUACAGAAGUACGAGGCUUCACGGACGCCCAGAAGGAGGAGUACUUCAGGAGGAGGUUCAGUGAUGAAGAGCUGUCCAGCAGAAUCAUCUCCCACAUCAAGACCUCCAGGAGCCUCCACAUCAUGUGUGGAAUCCCAGUCUUCUGCUGGAUCACUGCUAUUGUUCUAGACCACAUGUUGACUACAGAGCAGAGAGGAGAGCUGCCCAAGACCAUGACUGACAUGUACUCACACUUCCUGCUGGUUCAGACAACCAGGAAGAAGAACAAGUACCAUGAAGGACCUGAGACCAGUCCACAGGAGCUGACAGAGGCUGACAGGGAAGUUCUUCUGAAGCUGGGGAGGCUGGCGUUUGAACAUCUGGAGGAAGGAAACAUCAUGUUCUACCAAGAAGACCUGGAGCAGUGUGGUCUGGAUGUCACAGAGGCCUCGGUGUACUCAGGAGUUUGUACAGAGAUCUUCAGAAGAGAGUGUGUGAUCUUCCAGAAACCAGUGUACUGCUUUGUUCAUCUGAGCAUUCAGGAGUUUCUGGCU